AUGCAGUGGAUGAGCUUUCUUUGCCCUCUGAUCGCCUUGCAGGCUGGCCUCGGCACUGCUUGGGGCACCCAUGUCAAGCGGGGAUCGGAGACCAAUGCCACUUUGUUGGCCUACGGACAGAACUCUUCCGCUUAUCCCAUCGCUUACGGGCUCAGUGAUGGCCUCCUGUACAUCGCCCAAAAUCCGGAGAACACAGCAGCAGACCUGACGCCCAUGUAUUGGGACCUGCCCUCCAUAACGGACGACUGCUGGAUCGUGAACGGCACGUUCAUGAACGGGACUCGCGCGGGUUCCCUGUACAUCCGACCGGAAAGCGACAACUGUCUCGGCGUGCUACCUUUUGCCCAGGCUAAAGGGGUGAAUGGUGUUGUCACGGGCUUUGGCCUCUUUGCAUCGCAGCUGGUCUACAACAAUAAUACCCAGCUGGAAGCACAAUUCUGGGCGGCAAAGACGGACACUGAAGAUGUCUACAAGCUGGUGUGGGUGGAAGACUCUGCCCAACUUGCGAGCGAAAGCUUUCCCGUGGUGGUGAAGGCGUCCGAGGACUCGACUUGA
This is a messenger RNA of Aspergillus tubingensis, 555 nucleotides long. RefSeq names its product differential expressed Arsa-48. NCBI's taxonomy places the organism in Eukaryota, Fungi, Ascomycota, Eurotiomycetes, Eurotiales, Aspergillaceae. The record is from RefSeq and is a predicted model, not a curated record. The coding region runs from base 1 to 555 and encodes 184 amino acids. The transcript is spliced from 2 exons.